Messenger RNA from Trichomonas vaginalis G3, 546 nucleotides. Its product is annotated as HNH endonuclease family. The record is from RefSeq and is a predicted model, not a curated record. The coding region runs from base 1 to 546 and encodes 181 amino acids. NCBI's taxonomy places the organism in Eukaryota, Parabasalia, Trichomonadida, Trichomonadidae. The transcript has a single exon.
AUGACAGAGAUGACCAAUCUCAAAGCCGAUGUCCUCAUGAACCAAGCUUCCAAUGAGAAAUGCCUGAACGAUUUCGCGGAAACCUUGCGCAAUUACGAGAGAGAGAACCGAGACCUUGCCAGACUCAUCUACCGUUUCUUCGAAGAGAUAGACGCCAUCUGGAAGGUACUCGGAAAGGACAGAACAUGCAACACCGUACUUCGUGAGUACCAAAUUGAAGAAGGAAUUGUCGAGGAAGAAGAGGAAGAAGAGGAAGAAGAGAAACACGAAGAAGAGGAAGUUUGGGCAACCCUUGUUGCCGAUGACACUUACGAAAUUUCCCAACCCUACCCAUACAAAAUCCGCAACAGGGAGACAGGCAAGGUUCUUACCCCAGUCCUCAACAACUUGGGACACUUGAACCUUAACCUUCGGAAUCGCGGUUCAAUUUCCAUGGGCAAGCUUGUCGCAAUUCAAUGGGUUCCAAAUCCAGGCAAGAAGACGAAGGUCAGACACAUUGACGGUGACAAGCUCAACAACCGUAAGGAGAACCUCGAGUGGUUCUAA